Messenger RNA from Bolinopsis microptera, 1739 nucleotides. RefSeq names its product low-density lipoprotein receptor-related protein-like. The record is from RefSeq and is a predicted model, not a curated record. NCBI's taxonomy places the organism in Eukaryota, Metazoa, Ctenophora, Tentaculata, Lobata, Bolinopsidae. Bases 23 to 1606 code for a protein of 527 amino acids. Gene Ontology annotation, molecular function: protein binding. The transcript is spliced from 13 exons. Gene Ontology annotation, cellular component: plasma membrane.
CAAAUAAUUUGAGGGUAGCUCCAUGGUUUUAAAGGGAACGAUGCUAGCGUGCAUCAUACUGCUAUGCCUUCAAGGGGUUAUUUUCGCAGAUUGCCCAGCUGGAAGCUUCAUGUCAGCUAGGGGCUGUAAGAAAUGUGGACUGGACCAGUACAGUGCUGCAGGAGCUACAUCCUGCACCCCCUGUCCUAAAGGAAUGUUAUCAAAGAAGGGAUCUGAUUCUGUGAACGAUUGUUAUCAUGAGAAAGAUGCUACUGGCGAUGAAGUGUUUUAUUCAGUAGAUCCCGUUACUGAAAUAGAGUACUUUACUAAAAAGGGUGCGAUUGAAGAGGAGGGUCCAACCGAAAUCAUUAACAAAGGGUACGUAUGUCCGGAGGGACAAACAAAGUGUGGUGAUAUUGACGAAUGUGUUCCCAACCGUGGUCUUUGUAAUGGAGGUGCUGCGUGUUCAAAUGGCUUUGAUGAAUCAGCAGAGUUUUGCACAAGUUUUGAAUGCCCCGUUAAACAGGAAAAGUGUGCGGACGGAAUCCAGUGUUUUCCUUCAUCUGGAAAAUGUGAUAAAUUUAAAAUUCCUCACUGUAACGAUAAGUCCGACGACGUGGGCUGCACUUGUAAAGAAGGCGAAAUGGAGUGUGCUGACGGAAAUGGAUGUGCCUCCUUACAGAGAAAGUGCGAUGGUAGCACGCAAUGUGCUGACGGAUCCGAUGAGAGCCGCGACAUUUGCUAUGUUAGGGGAUCGGGUAAAUGCGGGAUCGGCACGAGAAAGUGCGCCACUGGUAACCAGUGUGUCGCUAAAGGGAGAAUGUGUGACGGUAGUACCCAAUGUAUCGACGGAUCGGAUGAAGCUCUGGUUUUCUGUAUAACCUACGAGUGUCCGGAUUACCAAAUAAAGUGUGAUGGUAGUAAAUGUCUGUCCCGAUGGAAUCUGUGUGACUCGGAGCCAGACUGUAAGGACGGGUCGGACGAAGAUCCUGCCUGGUGUGCUGCCUACGAGUGUCCGGCAGCCAAAAAGAAGUGUGCGGACGGUAUGCAAUGUGUUCCUAAGAAACUCUUCUGUGAUGGUAAAGCAGAUUGCACCGACGGGUCAGAUGAGUCUGAGGAAGAAUGCGCAGAGGAAAAAGGAGAAGGAAAAUCAAUUAUCGAAGUCCGAAAAGGAAAAGGAAAACAAACGAUUGAAAAGGGUGAAAGAAUUAUAGAAGUGCCGGAUGAAACAAGCCGAAGGGGGCCACCAGAGCCAGAAGACCCAGAGCCAGUAGACCCAGAGCCAGUAGACCCAGAGCCAGUAGACCCAGAGCCAGUAGACCCUGAGCCAGUAGACCCUGAGCCAGUAGACUGCCCUGCUGAAUGUACUCCAAGAGAGUGCCCCGGUAUCAACCCUCACAACCCAUCCUGCUGGGAGGCACUAGAGGAAACCAGGUUCAGGGGUUCUGUUAGUAUCGGUAACAUUAAGGGAGGCAUAAACGUAGCCAAGGCAGCAUGUUACGCCAGCGGCACAUGCGAAGCUAUUACUUGUUCUCAAAGAAGAGGUGUAGUUUCAUGUGAGCUGUUGCUUACUAAAGGUAUAGAAAAGAUGGGCAAAGAUAUGAUAUCAUUUGUUUACGCUUGUUAAACAUUGCCAGAAGUUGGUUAAAUAAAGAACAAUUAAAUUAGAAGACGGUAGUUUCAAAAUAGUGUUUAUUUCUUUUUUUGUUGUUGAUAUUAUUGUAAAGCAUUCAACACUUUUAGAUUAAAAUUAUGAUAAA